AUUUGAAUAUUGACUUUGUGAUUGGAUCAAAAGGGGCCACAACAAACACAUGACUUGACAGAAAGGUACUUUACCACCAGGACUAGGUUUUUCUUAAGUACCUCAACAACUGCCAGUGGGCAGGAGAUCCCUCUCAUUGUUGGCCGUGUCUCCAUUGUCUCCUGCUUCCUGUUUCACUCUUUAUAUGCCUUCUGCUCCCUCCAGCAGAACAUGCAGAGGCUUGACGCAAAUUAUAGCUGCUAUUUUAGUUCAACGGGCCAUUGUGCUUUCCUCCAGUGGUGUUGUCGGCUGUCGCUACCCCCGUGUGAUGCCUAUAUCAUUAUGCCAAAGAAUAUUCUUAGCAUUUUAUGUCUCAAGUUUGCUGUGCAAGUGGAGGAGCCUAUGUGAACUCUGGGUUGUGUAAACAAGAUAGGAAAGCAGGAGGUCAACUUGCCUAAAUACCGGGCUCUUUGACUUGAAGGCUGGAACGACAGUGGUGAUGUUCUACAGCCAGAUAUUCAUUGACACUAACCCGGGGUAAAGAAAAUACAUUCACUGCUCUGUAGGAAAUACAAGGCAAAGCAAAAUUAGGCGUCUUUGUGCUCCCAAGCGUUCAACUAUCAACCACGAUGCCUGUGGAGACUCUCCCGUCCCCGCUGAGACAGUCGGUGAGGAUGUCCCUGACGCCGCCUCGCCUGCGACCCAAGGCCCCGCUGGGGCCGGCAUUCAACCGCCCCAGCCCCCUGCCGGCCCCCAGACCCAGGCAGAGUGCCGUGGAGAGGCUGGAGGCGGACAAGGCCAAGUACGUCAAGAGCCAGGUGGCCCUGUCCAAGCAGCAGCCCGUCCACGCCGCCGAGCCCCGGAAGGCCCCGCUGAACCCCCCCACCGUCAGCAGCAGCAGCGGUAGUAGCCGCGGCAGCAGUGCCCUGCAGCCCACCAGGAAGGCCCCGUCCCAGGCCGGCGCGCAGCAGACCGGCGUCCCCCUCAACCUGGAGCACCUCAGCAACCUGAUCAGCGGCGUGAACGACAGGCCCGCCCCCGCCGCCCCGACCCCCACUGCCGCCGGCGAGGGCAGGAGCCGCGGGGGUCCGACCCGCGGCUCGCCGCUCCGGGGCCCCAUCAGAGCAGAGCACCGCGAGGUCCGGUCCUCUCCCCCUCCUGCGACCCCCGACUGGUCCAGUCCCGCUAAGGUGCGGUUAAAAGCCUGCGGCCCGGUGAAGCCAGAGGCCCCUCAGAGCCAGGACGCGGCGUUGCCCCCGGCGACGGCGACCAUCCGCAGAGUGGACGUGGUCCCCCAGUCCCGGAACCAGAGGAAGCCCCCGGCCCGCCCAAUGCAGUACAUGCGACAGCCGCUCUACCCCAUGACCUGGCAGGGCCUGCACCCCCUCCGCCCGGCCACCUCCAACCUGGGGCUGUUCCCCCAGAGGUCCCCGCUGGCGCCCCCCACGCCCCUGAAGCCCCUCCGCGCGCCUCCUCAAGCCGACCUGGCCGCCACGCCUCCCGGCCAACCACCAGCACCUCCUCCGAGGACCUCCUCCUCCUCCUCCUCCGCUCCUCCUCCUCCUCCACCCGGGCUGCUCCCUCCCCCUCUCCAGUCCUCCAGCCCCCUCGUCUUCCCCCCGUCCUCCCCGGCCGUCACCCGUCUGUCCUCGUCCAGCUCCAGGAAGCGUCCCUCGCUGACGCGCUCCAAGUCGGACAUGAGCGACCGCUGCUCGCGGGCCGGCACGGAGCUGGAGCGCUUCUUCAACCUGUGCGGCCUGGACCCCUCGGAGGUGCAGGAGCUGGCCGUGGGGCCCGGCUCGGACAUCGUCUCCUUGGCCCGCUUCCGCAGCGCCAGCGCUCCGGGGUCGGAGUGCCAGGAGGGGGAGGAGGAAGAGGACGACGCCGAGGAAGGGGGCGGAGCCGCCCGCGUGCCGUACGGCGUUUCGGUCAUCGAGAGGAACGCCAGAGUCAUCAAGUGGCUGUACAAUAUCCGCCAGGAGGCCAAGGACAGUAAGAGCACCAACAUGUAGGCUUCUGGGGUUGUACGAGGUUUUCCUAAUUGAACUAAAAGUCCUCAAAGGAGACUCUGGCCAAAACAUGUAGUAUGUUGCAUGGUAGACUGCUGUAAGUGGUUUAUUUAUUUGUGGUUGUCCUUUUUUGUUUACAAAAAACUAUCGGGUCACAUUUUUACGUUUAGAGAAAGGAUAAACCAAAUAGAAAAGAAUAUCUUUUAAUAGUUUUGUUACUUUUCAUGUAGGGGCUUUUCUUAUCAUGAUGUGCCUUUUUGCUGCUGUACUGUUGUUGGAAAUGAGCAACAAAUUACUUGAUUUCUCCAAGGAAACAUUAAAGAUUUGAUAACAAAUGA
Molecule: messenger RNA, 2326 nt
Organism: Gadus macrocephalus (Pacific cod)
Lineage: Eukaryota; Metazoa; Chordata; Actinopteri; Gadiformes; Gadidae
Gene: fam110a
Product: family with sequence similarity 110 member A
Exons: 2
Coding region: 609-1991 (460 amino acids)
Source: RefSeq, a predicted model, not a curated record